AUGGAUGUUGUAAGGUUUCACAGUGUUUGUGGGUCAUGUCGAUCUUCCAUCCCUCCCUCUCUUCCAAAUUCUCCUUCUUUCCCUAUGCAAAUUCCCCACCCAUCGAACCAUUCCAUAGAAACCUUGCUCAACCAAGCCACAGUCUAUGUUAUUGAGCCAACUGAUGCAAAUGGAGCCUCUAAUUUAGAGCCUUUGGCAAUUUCAACCAAAUGGAGGCUGAUUAAGGUUGAGGAAUCAAAGAAUCACAAUCACAAUCACAAUCACCCCUUGACUUUACUGAGUCCAAUAUCUGAUCGCAAAAUCUUGUACCCUCAUGGCUCUAAUUCCCCUAUGUUGUGGAACUUGUUGGACUUUCGAGUCACUGAGUUGUGCAAAUCAUAUACCCCCAAUAUCUCAUCUGCCACUGUGAGCAAAGUUGUGUUCUUUCCCAAUUCCCCUUGGAUUGGUGUCGAAGAUUCCGUGGCUUGUUGCAUCUUUUUGGACGGCAAGUUGGGGUUCAUGAAACAUGGGGAUGAGAAAUGGAACCUUGUGGAUAACGAGAACUUCUUCUACGAUGAUGUUAUUGUGUUCAAGGGUCAGUUUUAUGUGACUGAUAAGUGGGGUACCAUUUCAUGGAUUGAUACCUCUUCUUUGAAAUUGGUGUAG
Molecule: messenger RNA, 645 nt
Organism: Glycine soja
Lineage: Eukaryota; Viridiplantae; Streptophyta; Magnoliopsida; Fabales; Fabaceae
Product: F-box protein SKIP23-like
Exons: 1
Coding region: 1-645 (214 amino acids)
Source: RefSeq, a predicted model, not a curated record